AUGAGAGGGGAGGAGACGGCCAAGGGGGUCAGAGCAGCGAUUGGAGCUGAGAGCUGGAAGCGCCUUAAAGAGACUGCGCGGAAACGGGGCCUGGCUGCAGAAGCGGCCUCCGCUAGGGGGCUUCGGCUGGAGCAUUCCCGGGGGCGUCGCCUGCUUCCGCUGCCGCCUCCUUCAGUGAAAGUCCCUUUUGGGUCCAGAUACCACAGCCACCGCGCUCCGUCAGGCCGGACGGGGGACACCCCAGGUCUGCGUGGCCCCCGCCACCACGCCCAGUGGCCGCCGGAGCCCCGCGAGCAGGGGGAGGAGCCGCAGCCAGUGGAGGCGGAGGAGAGGAAGGUGGAGGCGGAGAAGGUGGAGGGGAAGGUGGAGGCGGCUGGGAAGGUGGACGCCACCGAGAAGGUGGAGACAGCAGGGAAGGUGGACGCCACCGGGAAGGUGGAGACCGCGGAGGAUCCGGGCCGCGGGGCUGAGCUCAAGCUGGAGCCGGAGCCAGAGCUCAAGCCGGAGCCCGAGCCCGAGCCCGAGCCCGAGCCGGAGCCGGUGCCCGAGCCCGAGCCGGAGCCCGAGCCGGAGCCCGAACCGGAGCCGGAGCCCAAACCGGAGCCGGAGCCCAAGGCGGAGCUGGAGCGGGAGCCCGAGCCCGAGCCCGAACCCGAACCAGAGCCGGAGCUGAAGCCGAAGCCCGAGCCCGAGCCUGAGCCCUUACAGGAGGCAGAGCAGGAGCCUAAGCGGGAGCCCGAGCAGGAGCCGAAGGAUGAGAACCCAGCGCGGAGCGGUGGUGGCGGCAGCGUCAGCGGCGAAGAGGUUCCUUCCCCCACCCUCCCCUCCGAUCCACCGCGGGCCCCCGAUCCCUCUCCGCGUCGCAGUCGUGCCCCGCGCCGCCGACCCCGGCCCCGGCCCCAGACUAGGCUCCGUACCCCGCCGCAGCCUAGGCCACGGCCCCCGCCCCGGCCCCGUCCCCGGCGCGGUCCCGGGGGCGGGUGCCUGGAUGUGGAUUUUGCUGUGGGGCCACCAGGUUGUUCCCACGUGAACAGUUUUAAGGUGGGAGAGAACUGGAGGCAGGAAUUGCGGGUUAUCUACCAGUGCUUCGUGUGGUGUGGAACCCCAGAGACCAGGAAAAGCAAGGCAAAGUCGUGCAUCUGCCAUGUGUGUGGCACCCAUUUAAACAGACUCCACUCUUGCCUUUCCUGCAUCUUCUUUGGCUGCUUCACAGAGAAACACAUUCAUGAGCACGCUCAGACAAAACAGCACAACUUAGCGGUAGAUCUUUAUUACGGAGGUAUAUACUGCUUCAUGUGUAAAGACUAUGUGUAUGACAAAGACAUUGAGCAAAUUGCCAAAGAAGAGCAGGGAGAAGCCUUGAAAUUACAAGCCUCCACCUCAACAGAGGUUUCUCAGCAGCAGUGUUCAGUGCUGGGCCCUGGUGAGAAAUAUCUCACCUGGGAAACGACCAAACCUGAGUUAGAACUGCUGGGGCACAACCCACGGAGAAGAAGAAUUGCCUCCAGCUUUACCAUCGGCUUACGAGGACUAAUUAAUCUUGGCAACACAUGUUUUAUGAACUGCAUUGUCCAGGCCCUGACCCACACUCCAAUACUGAGAGAUUUCUUUCUCUCUGACAGGCACCGGUGUGAAAUGCCUAGCCCUGAGUUAUGUCUGGUCUGUGAGAUGUCUUCGCUCUUUCGAGAGCUAUAUUCUGGAAAUCCAUCUCCUCAUGUUCCCUAUAAGUUACUACACCUGGUGUGGAUACACGCUCGUCAUUUAGCAGGGUACAGGCAACAGGAUGCCCACGAGUUCCUCAUCGCUGCCCUAGAUGUCCUGCACAGGCACUGCAAAGGUGAUGAUGUUGGCAAGGUGGCCAGCAAUCCCAACCACUGUAACUGCAUCAUAGACCAAAUCUUCACAGGGGGCCUGCAGUCAGACGUCACCUGUCAAGCCUGCCACGGUGUCUCCACCACUAUAGACCCAUGCUGGGACAUCAGUCUGGACUUGCCUGGCUCUUGCACAUCCUUCUGGCCUAUGAGUCCAGGGAGGGAGAGCAGUGUGAAUGGGGAAAGCCACAUACCAGGCAUUACUACCCUCACGGACUGCUUGCGAAGGUUUACAAGGCCAGAGCACUUAGGAAGCAGUGCCAAAAUCAAGUGUAGUGGUUGCCAAAGCUACCAAGAAUCUACCAAACAGCUCACUAUGAAGAAGUUACCAGUUGUUGCCUGCUUUCAUUUCAAACGGUUUGAACACUCAGCCAAACAGAGGCGCAAGAUCACUACAUACAUCUCCUUUCCUCUGGAGCUGGAUAUGACACCGUUUAUGGCGUCAAGUAAAGAGACCCGGAUGAAUGGACAGUUGCAGCUGCCGACCAACAGUGGGGACAACGAGAAUAAGUAUUCCUUGUUUGCUGUGGUUAAUCACCAAGGAACCUUGGAGAGCGGCCACUACACCAGCUUCAUUCGGCACCACAGGGACCAGUGGUUCAAGUGUGAUGAUGCCGUCAUCACCAAGGCCAGUAUUAAAGAUGUGCUGGACAGUGAAGGGUAUUUACUGUUCUAUCACAAACAGGUCCUGGAACAUGAGUCAGAAAAGGUGAAAGAAAUGAAUACACAAGCCUACUGAAGCAACACACAGGCCUACCUGUAAUGGAAGAUGACGACACUCGACACUCACACUACAACAGGCAUCGAGAUUUAAUUGAUCUACUUGACCGAGGCCGAUGGGCCUGACAGAGUAAGAAUUUAACAGUACCCAGUGUCCAAAAGGUCCUGAUUGGAAGAGAAAUAGGAGGGGAGGGAGAAGAGGCUGUAGUCUAAGCAGUCAUGUGAAAGAAAUUAAAUGGCAGGAAUGUUCUGGGUGGGGAAGACAGAGCAGGGAAACUGUGACACUGGUUCAUAUCCUAUAUUCCUCCAAAAG
Peromyscus eremicus (cactus mouse) is the source of this 2904-nucleotide messenger RNA. It is a transcript of the gene Usp27x, whose product is annotated as ubiquitin specific peptidase 27 X-linked. The transcript has 3 exons. The record is from RefSeq and is a predicted model, not a curated record. The coding region runs from base 1 to 2610 and encodes 869 amino acids. Gene Ontology annotation, molecular function: zinc ion binding; cysteine-type deubiquitinase activity. NCBI's taxonomy places the organism in Eukaryota, Metazoa, Chordata, Mammalia, Rodentia, Cricetidae. Gene Ontology annotation, biological process: protein deubiquitination.